Tetrahymena thermophila SB210 is the source of this 1350-nucleotide messenger RNA. RefSeq names its product 2,3-bisphosphoglycerate-in-dependent phosphoglycerate mutase, putative. The record is from RefSeq and is a predicted model, not a curated record. Gene Ontology annotation, molecular function: metal ion binding. The transcript is spliced from 5 exons. NCBI's taxonomy places the organism in Eukaryota, Ciliophora, Oligohymenophorea, Hymenostomatida, Tetrahymenidae.
AUGAGUGAACAAACUAGUAAUACUUAAACAAAGAAAUCAGUUAAGAUACUAUUUAUACUUAUUGAUGGUAUAGCAGAUUUAGGGCUUAAGGAACGCUAAAACAAAACUCCUUUGUAAAUUGCAAGUCUUCCCACAUUUAAUGCUCUCGCUAAGUCUGGUGUUUGUGGAUUAAUGGAUCCUGUUGAAACAGGUCUUGCUUGUGGGAGUGAUACAGCCCAUAUGAAUAUUUUUGGUUAUAUUCCAUUUACUCUAUACAGAGGAAGAGGGGCCUUUGAGAGUAUGGGAGCUGGCUUACAUAUGGAUUGUUCAGAUAUAGCUUUCAAAUGCAACUUUGCACAUAUGGAGGCAGAAACUAGAAUAGUAAAAAUGAGAAGAGUUGAUAGAGAUUUUGAUAAAUGGGGUUUACCUCUAAUUGAUUAUGUAAAUGGAAUGAAGGUUCCUGAAUACCCUGAGCAUUAUAUUAAAGUAUAGCAUGCCACUGAACAUAGAUGUGGAGUUAUACUUUCUGGCCCUAAUUUGACAGAUAGAAUUACUGGAACUGAUCCUCUUAAGGAUAAUUUGGCUUUAAGAAAAGUUCUUGCCAAAGAUCCUUAAGAUCCUCAUUCAGUAGAAAGUGCAAAUAUUGUCAAUAAGCUUAGUGAUGCAAUACAUGAAAAACUAACUUAACAUGAAUUAAAUGUCAAAAGAAAAGCUUAGAAUCUUCCUACAGCAAAUAUAAUACUACUGAGAGGUGCAGGGAUGAGAUUAUAGGUAGAUGAAUUCGAGAAAAAGCAUGGUUUAAAAGGAUUUAUGAUUGCUCCAACUGCCAUUAUUAAUGGAUUAGGCUAAACAAUUGGAAUGGAUGUGAUAAAAGCACCUGGUGCAACUGGAGAUUAUCAUUCAAACUAUUCUAGCAAAAUUUAAACUGCUCAUUAGACUUUUAGAUAAAAUCCAUAAUAUAAUUUUGCUUUUGUGCACAUUAAGGCAGUUGAUGAUGCUGGCCACGAUAAAAGUGAAGCAAGGAAAAUAGAGUAUCUAUAGAAAGUUGAUGAUAUGCUUAAAGAAUUUACAAAUAUUAUCAAGGAUGAAACUGAUAGUGAAUAUAUUAUUUGCUUAACUGGAGAUCAUACAACACCAGUAAGAAAUGGAGACCACACUUUUGAACCUGUCCCUGUUGGUAUAACAUUAUCAAGCAACCUGCUAAAUGAACUUAAUACAAAAAAAUAAACCAAUGAUGAGCUAGCUCAUUAUAAAGAUAACGUUGAGAAAUUUGAUGAACUAAGUGCUGCUGAAGGUGUGCUUGGUAGAUUUGUUGGCAGCUAAUUAUUAUCAAUCUUAAAGAACUUUAAGAAUCAAAUAGAAAAAAUUUGA